Echinostoma caproni is the source of this 438-nucleotide messenger RNA. The record is from the annotation of a GenBank genome assembly. NCBI's taxonomy places the organism in Eukaryota, Metazoa, Platyhelminthes, Trematoda, Plagiorchiida, Echinostomatidae.
AUGGUUCUUGUUCCCGUUCGCAAAGAUUACCCAGUGAGUGCUUUGCUCGCGUUGUUGGGUUUCACAGACUCCGCGGACGAUCCCAAUGGUACCAACGUGAAUAAUCAGUCCUCGCUUCAACCACCCACAACUUCUGCUGCUCAAAGUACUCCGGCAGCCGAUUCGGCCGCACAACUGCAUCCAUCCAGGUCACGACGUGUGCCUCGAUCUCGAAUUUUGGAUGAGUCUUUAGGUGUGCGCUCACAUGCGAACCCGUCUGUCGACGAUCAACCGUCUCCGGGCCCGAGUGCUUUGACUGUCCCCGGUGAAGUCUCACUUCCAGAGACAAGCGCCCCCGUCAUUCAGUCAGCCCUUCUAUCACAGACGGAUACACAACAGUGCGUGAGAGAUGAAGAGGACGCAGGGGAAGAGUCAAUGCGACUUGGUGACGCUGACUGA